Messenger RNA from Pyricularia grisea, 912 nucleotides. RefSeq lists its product as uncharacterized. Gene Ontology annotation, molecular function: 1-acylglycerol-3-phosphate O-acyltransferase activity. NCBI's taxonomy places the organism in Eukaryota, Fungi, Ascomycota, Sordariomycetes, Magnaporthales, Pyriculariaceae. The coding region runs from base 1 to 912 and encodes 303 amino acids. Gene Ontology annotation, biological process: phosphatidic acid biosynthetic process. The record is from RefSeq and is a predicted model, not a curated record. The transcript is spliced from 2 exons. Gene Ontology annotation, cellular component: endoplasmic reticulum; membrane.
AUGCUGGAGUACUUAUACUACUUUGCUGGUGGCUACACCAGUCUAGUGAUCGGCCUCUACAUGCUCUCGUUCGCGAUACCCAAGGCGGCCUUCGUGGCGCGCAUACUCGCAUCAUACAUCUGCCUGCUCGUCGCGGCGAGCUUUGGUGUCGUGUGCUCAAUCAUUCUGCGACUUUUCGGGGCUGAGCAAAAUGCGCAACAUUACACCGCCCGAGUCUUCAUGUGGCUUAUGCUCUUCGCCACCGGCGUCACGUUCGAGAUUAUAGAUCCGAAAGGCCACCUCUCAAAAGAAGAGAACCGACCGGCAGUUCUGGUCGGCAACCACCAGACCGAGUUGGACGUGCUCAUGCUGGGCUGUUUGUUUCCUGAGCACUGCAGCGUCACUGCCAAGGCUAGCUUGCGUCGAACGCCUUUCCUUGGCUGGUUCAUGAGCUUGAGCGGAACGAUAUUCAUUGAUCGCAAGAACAGUGCGGAUGCGCGACAAGCCAUGAGCGGUGCAGUCACUCAAAUCCGGACAAAGAGGCAGACCGUCUACAUAUUUCCCGAGGGCACGAGGAGUUAUACUCGAGAGCCGAUGCUUUUGCCGUUCAAGAAGGGUGCCUUCCAUCUCGCUGUCCAGGCCCAAGUGCCCAUCGUGCCGUGUGUGGUGGCGAAUUACAGCCACGUGCUCUGGAUCAAGGGUCUGGUGUUUAACGCCGGCAAGAUUCCCGUCAAGGUUCUCGAUCCUAUCCCUACUACGGGCAUGACUGCCGCGGAUGUAGAUGGACUCUGUAAAAAGACGUACGAUUUGAUGCACCAGGAGCUCAUCACUCUGACCUCCAAGGCCCGUGGAGAGCCCGUCACGGUUCCGUCGUCGAUGAACCCCACUGGCAUUAUCGAGCCAACCAAUGGAAAACCGAAACACGCAUCAUGA